Molecule: messenger RNA, 1800 nt
Organism: Clupea harengus (Atlantic herring)
Lineage: Eukaryota; Metazoa; Chordata; Actinopteri; Clupeiformes; Clupeidae
Gene: ankrd29
Product: ankyrin repeat domain 29
Molecular function (GO): protein binding
Source: RefSeq, a predicted model, not a curated record
UAUGGCUCUCGGUGUGCGCAGCCAUGAGGGUGUUUAGGGUGCCAUUCGAUCGGAGAGACGUAAAGAGCAACAACACAGCCUUGGCUGGUUGGCUUGUUGUGACUGCGUGAUAGUUUUUACAGCAACGUCAACGGAUUUAGGGGAGGACAGCGUCUUUCAUCCAUCUAAACACCACCAGUCCUGGAAGUUAGUCGUCGGUAAGUCUUCACCCAUAGCAAUGAGUCGCGAAUAGGACACGGAUAAUGUCGUUCAAGAAGGAGACGCCCCUCGCCAACGCAGUAUUUUGGGCAGCACGGAAGGGGAACUUGGCUCUGCUACAGCUGCUUCUCAACAGCGGACGCGUAGAUGCCGACUGCAAAGACUGUUAUGGCACGACAGCCCUUAUGGUGGCCUCAUACAGCGGACAUCAUGAGUGUGCCCGAGAGCUUGUAAUGCAGGGCGCAGACAUCAACUUGCAAAGAGAGACAGGCUCCACUGCACUUUUCUUUGCUGCCCAGCAGGGACACGAUGAUAUUGUCAAGUUUCUGUUUGAGUUUGGGGCCUCCACAGAAUUCCGGACAAAGGAUGGUGGCACAGCCCUUUCUGCUGCUAGCCAGUAUGGCCACAGCAAAGUUGUCGAGACCUUACUGAAAAAUGGGGCGAAUAUCCAUGACCAGCUAAAUGAUGGAGCCACCUCUCUAUUUCUUGCUGCCCAACAAGGUCAUGUGACAGUUGUGCGUCAGCUGAUAUCAUCUGGAGCAAAAGUGAACCACCUGCGUGAGGAUGGCACUGCCCCCUUGUGGAUGGCCGCCCAGAUGGGCCACAGUGAGGUGGUGAAGGUUUUACUUCUGCGUGGGGCCGAUCGUGAUGCUGACAGAAAGGAUGGUUCCACAGCCCUAUUCAAGGCUGCAUUUAAAGGACAAAAUAAAGUGAUUGAGGAGCUUCUGAAGUUCUCCCCCUCUCUGGGUCUUUUGAAGAAUGGUUCAACAGCCCUUCAUGCAGCUGCCAUGGGGGGGAAUCCUAAGACUGUAUCACUUUUGCUGGGAGCAAAUGCGGAUCCAUUUGUAGCGAAUAAUAAUAAUGAUCUCCCUGCUGAUCUUACUAAGAACGACCGAAUUCUUUGGCUUCUACGACCCAGCAUCGCCAAUGGAAGUUGAUGACCAUUUUACCCUGGUCCUCACCCUUGACCAUGGGUUUCCUAAGAAAUAAUGUACUUCCUGCCAGAGGUCAGAUAGCAAAGCAGUUUGGAUAUUCCAGUGAUAUUUAGGAGGAUAUAUUUUAUGGUGCUUGUUUGCAACUGAAGCUUUAUGAAUAUAUGGCCUAUAAAACAUGGUCUCUCAACUCCUGUCCACAUGACAUGUCUGGGCAACACUGUCUGGGCAAUUUUCUUCUGAACUCAUAACUAGAUUAACAAAAUUGACUCAUACUUUUUGUCACAACAACUUUAAUUCUAUACAAACAAGUAUUGCCUUAAUGAAGAUAUUUGCUGUGUACUGGUGGAUAUGUUACUAACUGAAGUUUAUUUCAUAUGGAAUCAAUUCUUGGGUAAUAUGUGAGAGACCUUGUUACUGUAAAUAACAUAGCCAUAAUAUAAUGAUUUAACUUAAACCUUUUACCACUAUGAAUGUCAUUAUCAUGCAAGUUUGGGUUCUUUUGCCUUUUCUUUUCCACCUGAAUUGCUUUGCUUUGAUAUUUCUGCUGUUAAAGGCUAAUUAUAAUUUUUUUUUAUUCUUGUUUGCCCUUUCUGUUUUGUAUGUGUGAUGAAGCCAAUUGUACUUUUUUGUUAAUCAUGGAAUAAAAUGUCUGUGUUCAUUAAGUUAA